Messenger RNA from Panicum virgatum (switchgrass), 4147 nucleotides. Its product is annotated as disease resistance protein PIK6-NP-like. The record is from RefSeq and is a predicted model, not a curated record. The transcript has 4 exons. Lineage: Eukaryota; Viridiplantae; Streptophyta; Magnoliopsida; Poales; Poaceae. Bases 128 to 1342 code for a protein of 404 amino acids. Gene Ontology annotation, molecular function: ADP binding.
CCCCCCAUUUAUAAAUAAAGGCGAGGGGAGUGGAGGCGGAUCCAGAUCAGCUCCACCACCACCCCGCUUGCUGCGCACAAGCAACGCAAUCAACAAGAAAGCACAUCACCACCAACAGCAAUCCACCAUGGACUUGGCGACGGAGGCGCUGGGCAACCUGCUUCCCAAGCUCGUCCAGCUACUGCAGGAUGAGUACAACCUGCAGACGGGCGCCAAGAAGGACAUCCAGUUCCUCUCCAGCGAGCUCGAGACCAUCCGCAUCGCCCUCCGCGAAGUGGGUGAGGUGCCAAGAGAGCAGCUCGGCGACCUGCAAAGGGUCUGGACCCGGGAUGUGAGGGAGAUGUCCUAUGAUAUGGAGGACAUCGUCGACGCCUUCAUGGUGCGCGUCCAGGGUCCUGAUCCCCACAGCAAAAGUAGCGCUGGACAGAUCUUCAACCUCAAGUAUAUGAUACAAAAGUUCACCAAGUUCAUGGCUCGCCGUGAGGUCGCCCAGAAGAUCAGGGACAUCAAGGAGCGUGCCCGGGAAAUCACCGAACGACGUGACAGGUACAAGGUUGAUAUUAUUGCUCCUUCUAAGAAAACCCUUGUCGACCCUCGCCUGAAAGCACUGUACACCGAGGCGACUGAGAUUGUUGGCAUUGAAGAGGCAAAAAAAGAGGUAAUCGCAGGGUUGACUGAGGGAGAUGGUGGCCAGCAGAAAAAAAUAGUCUCUAUUGCUGGUUUUGGAGGACUUGGGAAGACAACACUUGCCAAAGCAGUGUAUGACGAGAUUAAAGGACAGUUUGAUUGCACGGCUUUUGUUUCGGUGUCUCGCAAUCCUGACGCAAAGAAGCUUCUCAAGGACAUCAUGUAUGAGCUUCACAAGGGAGGACAACCUGGUGCAAUUUUUGACGAAAUAAAGCAUCUCAUUGAUCUUGUCCGUGAUUUUCUCCAUAACAGGAGGUACCACAUUGUUAUUGAUGAUUUAUGGGAUAAAGAAGCAUGGGAUAUGGUAAUAGGGCUUGCUCUAGUGGAGAAUAACAUGGGAAGUAGAAUAAUCACAACCACACGUAUCAUUGAUGUUGCUGAGCAUGUCGGUGGCUGCUAUAGGCUCAAACCACUUUCUGACGAGAGUUCUGAAAUGUUAUUCUAUGGAAGGAUAUUUGGCUCAAAAGAUAAAUGUCCUAGGCAAUUUUCUGAAGUAUCUAAAAGCAUUCUGAAGAAAUGCGGAGGUGUCCCUUUAGCUAUCAUCACCACGUCUAGUUUGCUAGCUAAUAAAUCAGAGGAUAUAAGAGUGUGGAAUGAUGUUUGUAACUCAAUUGGUUCUGGACUUGGGAGGAAUCCUGGUAUGGAAUAUGGAUGAUAUGAGGAAGAUACUGCUACUUAGCUAUUAUGAUCUUCCUUCUCAUCUAAAGACAUGUUUAUUGUACCUAAGCAUAUUUCCCGAAGACUACAAAAUUAACAAGGAUCGGUUGAUAUGGAGGUGGGUAGCUUAAGGUUUUGUCCAACAAGACCAACAACAAGUAGCUGGAGAUCAAAGUUUCCUUGAGAUUGGGGAGAGUUACUUCAAUGAGCUUUUAAAUAGAAGCCUGAUUCAGCCCGCGAACAUUAUUGAUGAUUUGGAUGGUACACCUCGUUCUUGCCGUGUGCAUGAUAUAGUGCUUGAUCUCAUUAUUUCCUUGUCAGUAGAAGAAUGUUUCGUUACCACUGUAUUAGAUGAUGGGAUGAAAAGCAAUGUUCGCAGGUUAUCUCUGCAUAACAAGAGUGCUACUUGGCCUGCCAUGAAGAUGCCAAAACUGAGGUCCCUUACCAUUUUCACACCUGCCGGUGUGAUAAUUGAUCCAACACCUUCCCUUUCACAUUAUCUUCUUUUACGUGUACUGGAUCUACGAGGCUGCGAACUUAAUACAAUUGCAAACCUGGGGUUUGUUGGGAGCUUAUCUCACCUGCGGUACCUUGGUCUAUCAGGUAGUACCAAUAGUUUUGAUUAUCCUGAUCAGCUCCCAGAAGAGAUAGAGAAGCUGCGGUUUCUGCAGACGCUGGAUUUAUCUUAAACUAGGGUAGCAGAACUACCAUCGAAUGUUAUUACAGGCCUAGAACAAUUGAUGUGCUUACUUGGUGGUGUUCGGCUGGGUUAUGUCACAAGGCUGCGAGAUGGGCUGAAGAAGCUGACCUCCCUUGAAGUGUUACAUCAGGUAGUUGUUAUGUCUGGAUGCAUUGCUGAAGAGUUGGGCCAUCUGACCCAAUUGAGGGUACUUGAUGUUAAGGUCACAUUAUCUGCAUCUGAUGAUGAUGAAUGGACAACGUGUAGUGAAGCUCUGUUGGAAUCUCAAGGCAAACUGACCAAAAUUAAAAAGUCUUCAGAUUUUUUUUUAAUUCUAAUAUAGCAAGUCUUGAUGGCUCAAUGACGGGGCAACUAGGCAACCUAUGCCGGCUUAGCAUUACUAACGUCACCGUGGUGCCCAAAUGGAUUAGACGUGCAUGUCUACCUGUCCUCUCCUACCUAAAAAUAGUUGUGUGGCAGGAGCAAAGGGAUGACAUUCAAGUCCUGGGCACCCUGCCGUGUCUUCGUCAUCUCAUAUUCAAUGUGAGAGAAGGAGUGGUGGAAAGGUGUGCGGUUGGGGCUGAUGCUUUUCAACGUGCGGUAAGCUGUGAAUUUAAUAUAGAGGGAGCAGGAGCAGGAGCAGGAACAGGCGUGCUCCCGUGCAUGUUCCCACGAGGCGCUAUGCCCAUGCUCCAGGACUACAAGUUCAGUAUUGGAUAUGAGCAAUUACGGAGUGUGGCCGUUGAGGACCUAGGUCGUCUGAACCUUGGCCACUUCACAUCCCUUCGAAGUGUCACUGUUCGUGGCCUUGAUGUGCAUUACAUAGGUGGUGAAGCCAUUAUAAAAGAUAAGGUCAAGGGCGUGAGAGAGAAGCUUGAGCAGGAGGCGGCUGCCCACCCCAACCAUCCUCUUCAAAUUCAUGGGCGUUUUGCCUUUUAGCACAUACGUAACUUCAUACUGCGUGGCCGCAGCCUCCCUCUCCUGCAAGUGCACCGCUGCCUCCGCCCUCGAUGGAGAGAAGAAGCAGAAGCCGUCCGAGAUCCAGUCUGGCAUGGAGGAAGCUGAAUCGCUGGUAAAUAAAUGCAUCAACGCAUUUUGUUCCAUAUGCACAUAUAGAUUCGUCUGUAAUUGAGAUCGAGUACACAUGCUGGAUGGAGGAUUUGAGCUAGCAGGUCAGUCAAACAAUCACGAAUUCAUCUUUUCACAGCAAUUUUGACUAGUAAUAAUCUAGUAGAAAGCUGGAUUAUUUUAUUUCCCGUGAAAGCACAUUGAGCCAGAUCUCAUUUGGUCUUGGAGCUCAAUGUAUCUGCACAUCUAUUUGGAUGCAUUGAUACUUGAAUCGAGACUGCACCUAGUUUUGGGUAAAUCUCAUGUGCCGGAUGCCUUUGACAAUACCAAUUGUGAGCAUUGAAUUGUAAUCUCGAUGUAGCCAAGCCUUCUGCAUGCUCUGUCUCAUGUUCAUGUAGUUUGUACUAAUUAUAAUGUGCCCAUGUUUUUCCUUCUUGACAAUCAUUUUUAGUUGACAGUUUACUAAAAGGUCUCAAGCACGCUGCCCAUGAUUCAGAUCAGAUAUUCCUAGUAUGAACAAAAGUGGUUCUUUAUUUUUAUUACUCCUUGACCAUUCCAACCUCUGUGGCUCUGUACCAUAUUGCCAGCAUCAGUUUGUGAGUACUACCUCUAAUUAAAUCCACCUACCUCUAAUUAAAUCUUGCUACGUCUCAAAUCGCUUAGGUUUUUCUCAUCAUCAAAAUACUGAUUUCAGUAUUACCUACAGAUGUGCAGAGCAAGGAGAAGAAUGUUGGAAGGAUAUCGGGGAGGUUGCCAAGUGAAACAACAUGGGAUCUGCAAAGGUUGCUGGCUAGAGAGGGAUCGCAGGCCUGCCAAAUAGUUGUAGAUAGCUAGGCAUGUGCACUAGCAUAGCAGUUGCUGUAGCAACGGGUAACUGUCAGCUCAUCAAUCAUGCAUGUAUUUUGUGCAGCAAGUUGGAUACUAGGACUGCUUGCCGGAGAUUGCACGUGCUGGCGGUCACCAGAGGAAAUCGAUGCAUCUAUGACGAACAACUUUCGUCACAGAAGGAUCCAAAUUCAUCGUGCAAAGAAUCCUGUGACGAAUUUGUGACGAUUA